Messenger RNA from Aspergillus pseudonomiae, 939 nucleotides. RefSeq lists its product as uncharacterized. NCBI's taxonomy places the organism in Eukaryota, Fungi, Ascomycota, Eurotiomycetes, Eurotiales, Aspergillaceae. Gene Ontology annotation, molecular function: cysteine-type peptidase activity. Bases 1 to 939 code for a protein of 312 amino acids. The transcript has a single exon. The record is from RefSeq and is a predicted model, not a curated record. Gene Ontology annotation, biological process: proteolysis.
AUGGGAGACAGCAGCGAGAGCCUAGUUCUUGGACUAGGAUACCUACCUACACCUCCCGAUGUCACCAAGAAACUAGCGGGAAUCAAACUGGUCAAGAAGCCGGCAGUCCUACCAAAGCACGUUGAUUUCAGCGGAGACAUGAAGCCCCCGAAAUACCAGAACGGUUGGGCAUCCUGUGUGCCUUUUGGCCUCCUCGGGGCGCUGGAUAGCGCUACCCUCCCAGAUACGUAUUCCGAAGCCUACAAUUGGUACAAAACCAAGCAACUACAUGGGUUUGACCCUCAUGGAAACUCUGGCGUCAAUGUCCAUGUGGCUAUAUCAGUCAUGCAGAAACAAGGCACUUGCUGGGAAAGCUCUUGUGUAUACCCCACUGACCCUGACCAUCGGUAUCCAAAGUACGAUUGGCCAGAACCUAGCGACGCAGCGAACAAAGAAGCUCUCAAACACAAAAUUGCCGAUGCUCGAUUUCUGAUUAAACCCGUUGAUAAGGAUGCGGUGAGGAUGCUCCUUGCAGCGAAAACCCCUGUUGUUAUUGGAUUCUCUAUGUUCGGUGACCCUACCUAUUGGAAAAAGUGGAUUUGGUCCGACGAGUGUUUAACAAGUGGUGUGGUCCCCAUGCCACCUGAGCCUGUUCCGGACCCAACUGAUGGCCAUUGUGUCUCGUUGGUGGGAUAUGAUGAUGACAAAAAAUUAUUCAAGUUCAAAAACUCCUGGGGCAGGGAGCGGGGAAAGGAUGGCUGGUUCUGGAUGCCAUACGAAUAUUUUGAGAAGGUAGAUCAGCAAGGCAACCCAUACAUCACCGAUGCAAUCGUCUUCACCCCUGGGCAGGAGCAGCCCGCAAUUCCCAGUUUACGUGCCAUGGCUGAAACAGUAGCCCCGGAUGCAAUCUGGAAGCAUUUUGCAUUCACUGAUGGCGAGCAGCCAAGCGGGUUGGUUUAG